CCCUGUCAUUUCAGCUCUGACACCAAGGAGAGAGGCUAGGAGGUCUACAAAUACCGUCUGGGUAGCCCGUGUGAGUACGGAAGGUACUGGGGGGGCUCAGCCCCCAGGGAAGAGGACCAGUCCUCCCCCAGCACCAUCACCAAGCCCCCAGGGGAUCCCUCUUUCCUCCCCAGACUGUGGACUGGCUUAGGGAAUCCCACACGAUGACUGAAAAGGAGGUGCUGGAGCCUCCUAAGCCCUCCUUUCCGGCAGAGACUCGGCAAAGUGGGCUACAGCGUCUGAAGCAGUUGUUCAGGAAGGGGUCUACAGGGACAAAGGAGAUGGAGCUGCCCCAAGAGCCCCAGGCCAAUGGGGAGGCAGUGGGAGCUGGGAGUGGGCCCAUCUACUACAUCUAUGAGGAAGAGGAGGAGGAGGAGGAAGAGGAGGAGGAGCCACCCCCAGAACCACCUAAGCUUGUCAAUGAUAAGCCCCACAAAUUCAAGGAUCAUUUCUUCAAGAAACCCAAGUUCUGUGAUGUCUGUGCUCGGAUGAUUGUGCUCAACAACAAAUUUGGGCUUCGCUGUAAGAACUGCAAAACCAACAUCCAUGAGCAUUGCCAGUCCUAUGUGGAGAUGCAGAGGUGCUUUGGCAAGAUCCCCCCUGGUUUCCGUCGGGCCUAUAGCUCCCCACUCUACAGCAACCAGCAGUACGCUUGUGUCACAGAUGUCUCUGCUGCUAAUCGCAGUGACCCUGUGUUUGAAACCCUGCGUACUGGGGUGAUCAUGGCAAACAAGGAACGGAAGAAGGGACAGGCAGAUAAGAAAAAUCCUCUAGCAGCCAUGAUGGAGGAGGAACCAGAGUCUGCCAGACCAGAGGAAGGAAAACCCCAGGCUGGAAACACUGAAGAGGAUAAGAAGGCUGAAAAGAAGACACCUGAUGACAAACACAAGCAGCCUGGUUUCCAGCAGUCUCACUACUUUGUGGCUCUUUAUCGCUUCAAAGCUCUGGAGAAGGAUGAUCUGGAUUUCCCGCCUGGAGAGAAGAUCACAGUCAUUGAUGACUCCAAUGAGGAGUGGUGGCGGGGGAAAAUCGGGGAGAAGGUGGGAUUUUUUCCUCCUAACUUCAUCAUUCGGGUCCGAGCUGGAGAGCGCGUGCACCGUGUAACACGAUCCUUUGUGGGGAACCGCGAGAUAGGGCAGAUCACUCUCAAGAAGGACCAGAUCGUGGUGCAAAAAGGAGAGGAAGCUGGUGGCUACGUCAAAGUCUACACCGGCCGCAAGGUGGGGCUGUUUCCCACCGACUUUUUGGAGGAGAUUUAG
Messenger RNA from Orycteropus afer afer, 1298 nucleotides. It is a transcript of the gene STAC3, whose product is annotated as SH3 and cysteine rich domain 3. Lineage: Eukaryota; Metazoa; Chordata; Mammalia; Tubulidentata; Orycteropodidae. The record is from RefSeq and is a predicted model, not a curated record. Gene Ontology annotation, cellular component: extrinsic component of cytoplasmic side of plasma membrane. Gene Ontology annotation, biological process: positive regulation of protein localization to plasma membrane; positive regulation of voltage-gated calcium channel activity; skeletal muscle contraction. Gene Ontology annotation, molecular function: protein binding.